UAUAGGCAAUAGGAGGCAUAUCUAUGGCUGUACCGGCUGUACAUGGCUGUAUCUAUGUGUUGAUCUUUGAUAUAUUACCUAUCAAUAUUGAUGCGUUGCCUUGGAAAUAAAACUACCUACUCCUAUUCUACCUACCUACAAACCUACCCCUGCUCUAUUUGAAUAUCACAUGAAGUUGUCAUGAAGUAUUAUUUUUUUAAUAAAAAACGUAAACAGUCUCUUCUGUUAGAAAUUAUUAAAUUAAAUAUAAUUUUGUGAUAAUGGAAGACAUAAAAGAUGACGCUAUACACCACACAGCCAUGAAACUUGCUGAAGAAAUAAAGAAUCUUUCAAUAUAUAAAUCAUUUUAUAGCGAUGUACAAAAACUGGUUUCUUCACCGAAUGUUAAAAAAGAAGACUUCAAGCAAACAUUACAACAGGCUAUGAAGGAAAAAGGUUUGGACACGAAGCUUAGGAAUACAGUUUUCCAUUGGGUCAGAACACAAAAUAAGAAUAAACUAGAUCCGCUAACGUCGUUAUCAAAAGCCAGUGCUCAAUGGGAGAAAAGGAUUCACAAAUCAUUAAAUUCGAUGUGUUCAGAUUUAGAAACUUCGCUAGCUAAAAUACGGCCGCAGGCAGAACAAGAGGAGCUUGCAGAAAAAUGGCAUGAACUUAGCACUUACAGCUUAGGUAAUUCAGAUUUAUCAAAAUAUAGACCAGUGUACGCACCAAAAGACUUUUUAGAUGUUUUACUCACGUUAUCUGGAUAUGUACCGUUUACGAGGGAGGAUGAACCUAAAUGGGAAUUCGCGCAUCUACCUCUACAAGUAAAAAAUUUGGACCAAUUGCGAAAAACAUACGUAGAAUGGGCAAACGGCGAGCCAUUACUGGGAGUCAAUCCAAACAUGCCAAGUACGGUGUCAGGGUUUGCGACCCUUGAGGCGGAGAGGAUAGGGCUCGGCGAGAGAGUGGCAGCUUUGGGCUAUGCGCCGGUCAUACAGGAGUAUCUAAAGAAGGGCAGUCCACAAUGCUUGAGGGCUAGACUUUGGUCACAGGUUUUAGGAGCCGAGGUUAAACAACAGCAAACAACGUACUUCAACCAACUCAAAAAAAGCGUUUUAGAAGUGGAUUUGAUGAUCGACAAAUUAAUAUUCAAAGAUGUGCAGUUGACAGCUUCUAAUGACGACCAAUAUUUCGUAUUCGAAGAUUUACUUUAUCAGGUGAUGUUGUGCUUUUCUCGCGACUCUGAGGUGUUGAGUGCUGUGCGGUCGCUGGCAGGCGCGGCUCUGACGGUGGCCGUGAAGGGACGCCACGGGCCCGAGUGUCUUACUGCCUUCCCGCCUAGCGGGGUCAUACCAUUCCACGGGUUUACUAUGUAUGCAACUCCGUUUUGUUACUUAUACGACGAACCAGUUCAGCUUUACUAUAUAUUCCGCGCUUUCUAUAUGCGCUAUUGGCAUCGGCUACAUUAUAUCUCCACACAUCCACAGGGUAUUGUAUCACUUUGUCUUCUUUAUGAGAGACUGCUUGAAGCCAACGAACCCCUACUGUGGAUACAUUUCAGGAAUAUCAAUAUCAAUCCCAUUCGCGUUGUAUUUAAGUGGCUGAUGCGAGCGUUCAGUGGCCACCUUCCGCCGGACCAACUCUUACUUCUUUGGGACGCGAUCCUCGGCUACGAUUGUCUGGAGAUCCUCCCGCUCCUGGCGCUCGCGAUACUGAGUUUUAGAAAAGAGAACAUAUUUCAAGUGAACACUUUACAGAAUGUUGACGCCGUGUUGGCGGAUUUGUCUACGAUUUCCGUUAUACCGUUGUUGCAGUUGGCACUAAUGAAACCGUAACUCAUCAAGAAACUGUUUUGUGUUACGGCUAUGUUUGUAUCAGUCCUAUUAUAAUACCCUCUCCGCGGGAAGCAGUUAUUAUAGCCCUCUCUCUCUCUCUCUCUUUGCUACAUAAUCCCAUACUAAUGACAGAGACGAAAAUUUCAGUGGGCGUUAACCAUUUUGAG
This is a messenger RNA of Maniola jurtina (meadow brown), 1984 nucleotides long. RefSeq names its product TBC1 domain family member 19. Lineage: Eukaryota; Metazoa; Arthropoda; Insecta; Lepidoptera; Nymphalidae. The coding region runs from base 261 to 1817 and encodes 518 amino acids. The transcript has 11 exons. The record is from RefSeq and is a predicted model, not a curated record.